Messenger RNA from Colletotrichum higginsianum IMI 349063, 2217 nucleotides. RefSeq names its product Clock controlled protein. NCBI's taxonomy places the organism in Eukaryota, Fungi, Ascomycota, Sordariomycetes, Glomerellales, Glomerellaceae. The transcript has 2 exons. Gene Ontology annotation, cellular component: endoplasmic reticulum; nucleus. The record is from RefSeq and is a predicted model, not a curated record. Gene Ontology annotation, biological process: regulation of transcription by RNA polymerase II; phospholipid biosynthetic process; endoplasmic reticulum unfolded protein response. Bases 1 to 2217 code for a protein of 738 amino acids. Gene Ontology annotation, molecular function: transcription corepressor activity.
AUGGAUUUGAGCCAGAGCAUGAGCCGGAGCCAGAGCCAAAAUCACAUGCUGCACGGGCCUGCGCCUCGAGACCGCCAGCUGCCGCCAUCUUCCUCGUCCGUCGCCCUCCACUCCCACACGCACCACCACGUCCACCCACUCCCUCCCGCCGCCGCCGCCGCCGCUGCUGCUGCUGGUACCGCUGUCCCUUCGACUAGUCGUACAGGUACAACUGCUACCGUUGUGGCUACUGCUACUGCUGCUGCUUCGGCCUGUGCAUCUGCGCCUGCUUCCACCAACAUCUCCUCCAUACCCGGCAAGCACGUCCUCUCCCACGCUCGCUUUGAUCCAACACACAUUUCGUCCCAGCUGCCAUCAUAUGCUCCUGCCCCGAGCUACACGCAUACUCAGUCCCACGAUCCCAACUUACUGAGUUUUCCCGACGCCCCGACUACCGAGCUUGCACCCAUCCUUCCUGCCGCCAAACACACUGAUAACGGGGGUCACAACCUUCCAUCUCUCUCUUCUGUGACGGGUCCUCCGCCCCCGCGAUUCCCUCCCAUCACCUCUUCGCAAACCAUCGAACAGCAACAACAACAACACCGAAGACAACAGCAACAACGGCCGCCACUCCCUCCUCCAACGUCGCCUCAACAGCAGCAACGACAGCAGCAACAAAGUCUACCAAAACAAACACAGCCCCAUCCACCCUCACUGGUUCGAUCCAAGACGACAACGGUACCCGUCACUCACUGGCCGAGCCUCAACCCACUCACGACAUAUUACACCCCUAGUCAUGCCCAGUCCGCCGACUCUCCUGCGAGAAUGGACCUCGACGUAAGCAGCAAUGCCGCCAUGAGCGCAGCUUCGCCAGACCGUUUUUACGAAGGAAGGGCCGCCAGCGUCAGCCUGGAUGACCCAGACGUCCGCAUGGCCGCAGAAGCCCUGGGGGACUUGCGAGCCGAUUUCAUCAACUCCCCACCGGCCCGCCAUACCCCACUCCCAAGGGCGUCUCCGUCCGUGUCCAUCACCUCAAAUCCGCAAACCAAUUCCGAGGAGCCUCUGUUUUCGCUACUCACCACCUCCCAUCCCCUGCUGGCGACAACGAUUGAAGGGGCCACAUCGGCUUACAAUAAUUCCAAGAACUUUUCCCCGCGUUUCAAGUCGAGCGCCGAGUAUGUCGAAGGUUACUUGACACCCAUCGCCAACACCGUCGGUACUGUGGGACGCAAGACCGGCGUCGAAGGUGGUGUUCGCUGGUUUUUGGGUGCUGGGCGACGACAUCAGUCCACUGACUUGGAGGCUGCCGAUGGAGGCUCCCACAAGCGCCGCAAGGUUGACACCGGAGAAGACCUUGCCAGACUCAUGAUUGAUGCGCAAAGCAAUGUCAUGCCCGAUGUUGACUCUCCCCGCGACCCCUACGUGUUUAAACACGACCGCCGGCUGUCGAGGGCAAGCACAAUCGACACCUUGCCCGCGUACGACGACUACCGUUCCCCGGCCUAUACCGAAAAUGAAAAGUCCGAGAGGCCUACUUCUUCCAACGCCGCUUGGCAAUCUCGCCUAAUCAUGUCGACCUCUGGGCUCAGCGUCGCUAUGAGUGAGGAGAGCCUGAGGAGUUUGAAGUACUGCCUGAGGUGGUUGCGCUGGGCCAACGAGCACAUUGGCGGAGUCAUUAACAACCUCAAGUCCACCCUUGAGCAGUAUGAAAAGACUGGCGACUCUCAGCAAGCCCAACAACCUGAGGUCAGCAGCGACGGCGACCACGUCAUGAUUGAUGGCCAACCCGACUCCAUAUCGGAACAGGACCGGACCAUGUUGGCAGCCAGGAUUGCGUCCCUUAAAGGUGAUGUCCUCAAGACAUUGCGGGACGUCAUCGAGACCGUCUCCAAGUACGCCGGCGGCGCCCUCCCUGACAAUGCCCGUACUCUGGUCCGCCGUCACUUGACCACCCUCCCCCAACGCUUCCGCUACGCAAGCAUGGUCGAGCAACAGCAAGGUGAGAAGACCGGCGAGCAAGCCCGCGAGGAAGCCAUGCGUGAGGGCGCUCAUCGCGUCCUCGUCCUUGCCAAGGAGGGGCUCGACAUGAUGGCGCAGGUCAGUGGCGUUCUCGACGGCACUAUUGUCAGCGCCGAGGAGUGGUGUGAGAGGCUUGGCAAGAAGAAGCGGGACCAACGCGACGCCGUCCUUCCGCAAUCACAGCCUCACGAAGUCGACGUCAAGAUUGCGCCGGCUUAA